ACGAAGUAUUUGGAUUUUGCAGUGGCACGAUCGUAAAUAGUUCAGAAGCGCACAAUCGACCUCUUCUCUCCGCUCCCCGGGAAACCGAUCAUUUCUCCCAUCGGAUUCUUUCCUCUCGUUUGCUCCUCUCCCUGCGUUCGCCGCCGGGAAGCCCACUCGAACUCGACUGUAGCAGCAACUUCGCGAUCAUCGUGAUCAGAAUUUCGCCGGAACUCACCCCUUCGCUCCCGAAAUGGAUGCUAGUGCCGGUGGAGGGAGUCCGCAGGACAUGGUUGUCCCACCAGUUGAAGGCGUUGCUGGUGGAGGGACCGCAUAUGGAUGGAUGGAGGGUGGUGUGGAAGCUUCAACUUCACUCAGAGGAUUAAUAGACCCUUUAGUGGUUCCAACAUCAGAUUUAGUUCAUACCUGGUGCAUGCCAAGCACUGCAAACGUUGGACCUCAAGACAUGCCCAGACGUUUGGAGCCAAUGAACCUGCUGGCAGCUAGAAAUGAGAGGGAAAGUUUCCAAGUCGCUCUACGUCCCAAAGUGUCAUGGAGUAGUUUGGGCAAUGCGGGCGUUGUCCAGGUUCAGUGCACAGACUUAUCAUCAGCUUCUGGUGCUCGGUUGGUUGUCGGACAAUCGAUUACAAUGCGGAAAGUGGUUACUGUGUUAGGUGUUCCAGAUGCUCUUGUGCCGCUAGAUCAUCCUACCAGCCAGAUAAGCUUAGUUCCUGGGGAAACAUCAGCGGUUUGGAUUUCCAUAAAUGUUCCCGCUGAACAGCCAACUGGUCAGUAUGAAGGGGAGGUCAUUGUCACAGCCACGAAAAAUGAGGCGACGUCUCCGUCACAAAGCAUGAGUAGAGCUGAAAAGCAUCAACUGUAUACGGAACUUAGAGACUGUCUUGACACUGUGGAGCCCAUUGAUGGAAAACCACUGGAGGAAGUGGUAGAAAGAGUGAAAUCUGCGACCACUUCUCUAAGAAGAGUUCUUCUAUCUCCAUCAUUUUCUGAGUUCUUUUCAGAUAAUGGAUCAGUUGACAUUAUGGAUGAAGAUGCUGUUUCAAACCUCUCCAUCCGUGUGAAGCUUAACUUGACUGUCUGGGAUUUUGUAAUUCCAGCGACCCCUUCCCUUCCAGCAGUAUUUGGUAUAUCUGAUACUGUCAUUGAGGACCGUUUUGGUGUCGAGCAUGGAAGUAAAGAAUGGUUUGAGGCACUGGAUCGUCACUUUGAGUGGCUUCUUCAAUUCAGGAUCAGCCCAUAUUUCUGCCGAUGGGGAGAAAGCAUGCGUGUCUUGGCAUAUACCUGUCCCUGGCCAGCUGAUCAUCCUAAAUCAGAUGAGUAUUUAUCUGAUCCAAGAUUAGCAGCUUAUGCUGUGCCAUAUAGUCAAGCGGUCUCCAGUAAUCAUGUUGCCAAGGAUUACUUGCAGAAAGAAGUAGAGGUCUUGAGGACAAAAUCUCACUGGAAAAAGGCCUACUUUUAUUUGUGGGAUGAGCCACUGAACAUGGAACAAUACAAUUCAGUCCGGAAUUUGGCCAGUGAGGUUCAUACUUAUGCUCCUGAUGCUCGUAUCUUGACGACUUAUUAUUGUGGACCAAAUGAUGCACCGCUUGCACCUACCCCUUUCGAGGCUUUUGUGAAAGUUCCAAAGUUCCUCCGUCCUCACACUCAAAUUUACUGCACGAGUGAGUGGGUUCUUGGCAAUCGAGAGGAUCUUGUCAAGGAUAUUAUCUCCGAGUUGCAGCCAGAGAACGGUGAGGAAUGGUGGACGUACGUCUGCAUGGGGCCUUCUGACCCUCAUCCGAACUGGCACCUCGGAAUGCGAGGCACCCAGCACCGCGCUGUGAUGUGGCGCGUAUGGAAAGAAGGGGGGACAGGGUUCCUCUACUGGGGCGCCAACUGCUACGAAAAGGCUUCCACUCCUAGUGCCGAGAUACGAUUCAGGCGUGGCUUGCCACCGGGCGACGGAGUCCUCUACUACCCGGGAGAGGUGUUCUCCUCUUCCAACGAGCCCGUCGCUUCACUUCGACUCGAACGAAUUCUCAGCGGCCUGCAGGACAUCGAGUACCUUAAACUGUACGCUUCGCGAUUCGGACGAGACGAAGGGCUUGCCCUUCUGGAGAAGACAGGAAUGUAUCUCGGCCCGGAGAGGUACACCGCAGAGCAUAUGCCUAUCGACAUGAUGCGCGGCGAGAUCUACAACACGUGUCGCCCGUGAACGAAAUACGUCGUACGUUCGUACAUAUACUACAUGCAUGCAUACAUACAUACGUAUGUCACACAUCUUUUUUCUCUGUGUUGUUUUUCUUCCCCCCUCAAAGGUUCUCUUCCCAUUUCUGCAUAUACAGAAAGAAAAGUCGUUGUAGUAUGAAUCCGAAUUAGCUGUUGUUCGGCCGAGCAUUGCAGUCGCUGUUUUUGCACUAGCAUUGUCGUUUUAUAGCUUGCGUUUCGCUUUCCUUCUUGUCAGCUUUUUUCAGCAUGUUGAAAUGGUGGAAUCUAUCGUUCUUUGGACAGAAAAAACUAAAAUAGUCAAAUACCUAUGGCUGAC
Linum tenue is the source of this 2524-nucleotide messenger RNA. NCBI's taxonomy places the organism in Eukaryota, Viridiplantae, Streptophyta, Magnoliopsida, Malpighiales, Linaceae. The record is from the annotation of a GenBank genome assembly.